AUGGAUGGCAAAAAGAAGAGGAACAGGAAGAAGAAGGGAAACCAAGGGAAGAAUACUGGUGAUGCGGUGACCAAUGCCGAUGAAGCUGUUCCUCAGAGCCACAAUGAUGAUUUGGCUCCAAAAGAAAAUUAUAGUGGUGCCGAUGCAGAUGAUGCAGUGUCCAGUGUUGGAGAUGCAGUGUCCAGUGUUGGAGAGGGAACACAGUACCAGAAUCACGAGCAGAUUCCACAUGCAAAGCACAAUAUUGCAAACGCUGAUGAAACCAUAUCGUCGUCUGUUGGUGAGGUGAUUCCAUGCGAUGAGAAUCACGAACCUACCAUGACACACGAGAGUCACAAGGUCAGUAAUACAGCCUACGCAGAUCAGAGGAGCAUUGGGAUUUCAGAUUCUACCGUGGAACUUGGCAAGGACCGACUUUUUGAAUCAAAGCUUGAGAAAUUACACGAUACAAUAAAGCAAUUGGAAGAUGAGAAAGGUUUAUGGCUUCAAAAAGUGAACAAGAUGGAGAGCGAACUUGAAAAGUUGCAUAACAAAGUGGGUUAUCAUGCACAAAAUGAGGUCAUUUUGGAGGAAAAACUUAAUAAUCUACAGAAUGGGUACGAUAUGCUGGUUAAAAAGGAGGAGGUUUUGGAUAACAAAGUCAAGUGCGUUGAGGAUGUCAAUGGUGUCCUAACUCAUCAGGAGACUUCUCUUAAAGAAAGAUUAAGUUUGCUGGAGGAAACCAACAAAGCAUUACAGGAGCAGGUGAAGGUAUUGGAUGAAACUUCAAAAAGUACUGUUGAGGAAAAUCAGCGGUUGGUGGUAAGUGUGGAUGAAUUGGAGUCAAGAUUACAAACCCUUGAAGCAAAGAUUGCACUUACUGAAGCCUCCAUUACUAAAGAGGUUCCUGAAACUGAGGUGAUGAAUCAAACAGAUCUGGCCGGUUCAUUUCUCCAUAAGCAGACCACUGAUUUUACGACCGUGAUGAGUAAAGGUAACGAACCUACUGCUGAUAGAGGUCUGAACAGUUCGCUGGCAGUUACUUCGGACAAUAUCUACAGUCAUGUCAGCAACAUUCCUGUCGGUGCCUAUGCUAGUGAUCAUGCAGAUGAAACUUUGGUGUACUUUCCAGAAGCAACGAGCAGCAAUGGUGCUGGCCAGAGCCUCAUGAAUGCAAAUGCGCGCCAAGGAUUUGAUGAACCAAGAACAAGUGGUGAAAUCGUGCCGGUUCCGUUGGAUGAUAUACUGAUUCAUGAAGAUGAUCCACAGCCAGCGGGAUCAGAUGUUGAGACAGCUGAGGAGGUUCCAUUCACCGAUGCCCCCAUUGUUGGCGCACCCUUCCGGUUGAUCUCGUUUGUUGCUAGGUAUGUCAGUGGUGCAGACUUGGUGAACCAAAAGUAA
Molecule: messenger RNA, 1380 nt
Organism: Triticum turgidum subsp. durum (durum wheat)
Lineage: Eukaryota; Viridiplantae; Streptophyta; Magnoliopsida; Poales; Poaceae
Source: the annotation of a GenBank genome assembly